UGGACUGCUGACGAGCACAGGCGAUUUUUGGAAGCUGUGAGGAUGUAUGGUUAUGGGAAUGCGCGUCAGAUCGCAGCCUAUGUGCAGACAAGAAACAUAACUCAAGUCCGAACCCAUGCUCAAAAGUACAUAUUGAAGCUCUCGAGGAUGGGAAGUUCGGCGCUCAAGCCU
Molecule: messenger RNA, 171 nt
Organism: Guillardia theta CCMP2712
Lineage: Eukaryota; Cryptophyceae; Pyrenomonadales; Geminigeraceae
Exons: 1
Molecular function (GO): DNA binding
Source: RefSeq, a predicted model, not a curated record